Pocillopora verrucosa is the source of this 1038-nucleotide messenger RNA. The record is from RefSeq and is a predicted model, not a curated record. NCBI's taxonomy places the organism in Eukaryota, Metazoa, Cnidaria, Anthozoa, Scleractinia, Pocilloporidae.
AUGAACCGCGCUAGCAAGCACUGCCUACGAGCAAGAAUAACCAUCUGCCAUGAGCACAUCAAAACAUCAAGGACCGCCAUCGAAAACACCAAGCGUGAUCUAUGCUCCCUAAUCAAUGAGGACACCUAUGCGACCUUGCUACUAUUCCUAAAGAACAGAGCCACAUCUUUCAACAACAACACCAACACCAGACACGCCAAGAAACUUGCUACUUUGAAAUCCACUGGUUAUCAAAAGUCUGAUAUUGACAAGAACAACUGGGUUGUGAACCUCUCCACCAAACCACUCUUACCAGAAGAACGAUCUCUCCUAGAGAAAGGUCCAAAAUUCGCUCCGACGCCCACAAGCAUUCUACACAAGAACAUUGUGUCUGAAAUCGAAGCGGCUAUUCGUCACCUUCCUGAUAUUUCUAAAGAUGCUGUUAGAACUAGUUCUGCUGCCAUCCUAUAUAGAGCAAGACUGCCGGCGCACAAAAAUAUUUCUAAGGAAGAAAGAAAAGCUUUAAAUGAUCUUAAGAAGGAUCAAUCUAGAGUCAUAAUGAAAGCUGACAAGGGAAACUGCUUUGUCGUCAUGGACAGAUCAGACUAUGACAACAAAAUGGAGACUUUGCUCAAUGACAGAUCCACCUAUGAGCUAGUUUCCACAUCACCUUUCCGCCGGAUUGAAUGUGAAUUGAAUGCCAUGUUACUCUCCUUAAAGAGACAAGAAAAGAUUGAUGACCCAACCUAUCGUAAACUUCACUCAACCGACGGCACACCACCAGCGAUCUGCGGCUCAGUUAAACACCACAAAGAAGGGAACCCACUGAGACCCAUUGUCACCUGUAUUGGCUCAGCUCUCUACAACAUGUCCAAGUUUCUAACGGAUAUUCUAUCUCCACUUCAAAAUCGUAACGGAUACUCUGUUGCCAAUUCCUUGCAGUUUUUCAAAGAAAUAUCUUUGCGAUCCCUGUUGACAAAGCAUGUGAUUACAUCAAGAUCAAACUGGAACAGGACACCUCUCUUCCAUCCAGAACAAAUUUGGACAUCAAUGACAUAA